AAUAAAGCAAGACGUAAAAGAUGCAAUAAAUACUUGAAUACGUUUGCGAUGUUUUGGAAUCGUUUCUACGCGUAUAUUUGGUAGUUAGUAAGAAAGUAGCAGUCGUACCUCUAUUUUUGCUAUCACUUGUCACUGUCAUUUCUCUAUCUGUCAUAUGUCACUUUUCUAAAAGUCAAAAGCCCGGUGCUCUAUUCUAUUGUACUUGUACAUGCUGGUUUUAUUAUAACAAAAUACAGUUCUUUCAUAUUCUAUACUUUCUUAUGAUUUACUAAUUUAAGUAUAAAUAUGUUUUACUUAAUAGGUUUAGGCUUAGGUGACGCUAAAGACAUAACUGUGAAAGGCUUAGAAAUAGUUAAAAAAUGUGACAAAGUUUUAUUGGAAGGUUAUACUUCAAUACUUACUGUUGGAAAAGAAGUGUUGGAAGAAUAUUAUGGCCGCCCAUUAAUAAUAGCAGACCGGGAACUGUGUGAAGGUGCAAUAGAUGAGAUUUUACUAGAAGCCAAGGAUUCAGAAGUUGCCUUGUUAGUUGUUGGUGAUCCGCUGGGGGCUACUACGCACACGGACAUGCUGCUGCGAGCUAAGCAAUUUGGUGUACAAACUCAGAUUGUUCACAAUGCCUCCAUCAUGAAUGCUGUAAGCUGCUGUGGUCUGCAGUUAUACAAUUUUGGUGAAACAGUUUCAAUACCCUAUUGGACGGAGAAAUGGAAGCCUGACAGCUUUUUUGACAAAAUUGUGGGGAAUUUUUCAAGGAACUUGCAUACCCUAUGUCUGUUAGAUAUCAAGGUAAAAGAACCUACUGAAGAUUCUCUCACAAAGAAGGUUCGCCAGUACAUGGAUCCAAAAUUCAUGUCUGUAAAAGAAGCAGCAAAUCAACUGGUGCAGAUCAUUGAAAAUAAUCCAGAUAAAGGUAUAAAUAAAAGCAGUACGGCAAUCGGGCUCUCGCGAGUAGGAGCCAGCGACCAGCGGAUAGCCGUAAUGACACUCGACGCGAUGCAAAGCUUUGACCUCGGCCCGCCGCUACACAGUCUCGUCAUUCCCGCUCCCAAUUUACAUCCGUUGGAAUUGGACUAUCUAGCACAGUUUAAUCAAUCAGGCAGUUGACUUACGUAAAUAUUACACAAUUGUGUAUUGCAUUAUUUUGUUAUAAAUAAAACAAUUAAAAAGAGUUUAAUUAA
Spodoptera frugiperda (fall armyworm) is the source of this 1175-nucleotide messenger RNA. It is a transcript of the gene Dph5, whose product is annotated as diphthine methyl ester synthase. Lineage: Eukaryota; Metazoa; Arthropoda; Insecta; Lepidoptera; Noctuidae. The coding region runs from base 286 to 1101 and encodes 271 amino acids. Gene Ontology annotation, molecular function: diphthine synthase activity. The transcript is spliced from 5 exons. The record is from RefSeq and is a predicted model, not a curated record. Gene Ontology annotation, biological process: protein histidyl modification to diphthamide.